Messenger RNA from Oncorhynchus gorbuscha (pink salmon), 1467 nucleotides. Its product is annotated as alpha-1A adrenergic receptor-like. Gene Ontology annotation, molecular function: alpha1-adrenergic receptor activity. Gene Ontology annotation, cellular component: membrane. Gene Ontology annotation, biological process: cell-cell signaling; positive regulation of cytosolic calcium ion concentration; adenylate cyclase-activating adrenergic receptor signaling pathway. Bases 1 to 1467 code for a protein of 488 amino acids. NCBI's taxonomy places the organism in Eukaryota, Metazoa, Chordata, Actinopteri, Salmoniformes, Salmonidae. The transcript is spliced from 2 exons. The record is from RefSeq and is a predicted model, not a curated record.
AUGGUUCCCUCGGGUGAGAACAUAACUUUGCCCGUGUCAGAGAACUGUCCCAACUGCAGCUCCUCUUCCUAUGCUGAUAUGGAUAACACUAAGGCUGUGACCCUGGGUCUGGUGCUGGGAGUGUUUGUCAUCUUCGGGGUUCUAGGUAACAUCCUGGUCAUUCUGUCUGUGGUGUGCCACCGCCACCUGCGCUCUGUCACACACUACUUCAUCGCCAACCUGGCAGCAGCCGACCUGCUCCUGAGCUCCACUGUGCUGCCCUUCUCUGCCACUUCGGAGGUCCUGGGGCGCUGGGUGUUUGGCCGGCCAUUCUGCAGUGCUUGGGCUGCCUUGGAUGUCCUCUGCUGCACUGCCUCUAUCCUCAGUCUGUGUGUCAUCUCUGUGGACCGCUACCUUGCUGUCAGCUACCCGCUGCGCUACCCGGCCAUGGCCACUGGGCGGCGCGGCCUGGUCGCAGUGACAGCUCUCUGGGGCCUCUCAGCAGCCAUAUCCGUGGGUCCGCUCUUCGGCUGGAAGGAGCCCGACCCAGAGGACGAGACUGAGUGCCGGAUCACAGAGGAACCGGGUUAUGCUAUUUUCUCGGCCCUGGGGUCGUUCUAUGUGCCACUGGCUGUCAUUCUGGCCAUGUACUGCAGGGUGUAUGUGGUGGCCAAGCAGAAGUCCCGGGACCUGAGGGAGGGCAGGAAGAGUGAGGGGGGGAUGGUCACGAAGGAAGAGGGAGUGACACUGAGGAUUCAUCGUGGAAAUGCCCCUGCUGUGACAGAGGGCCAGGAGGAGGAGGGAGAAAAGGGCACCAUUCGGCGGAGACGCACCACCUUCGCCCUUAUGCGCCUGCUGAAGUUUUCCCGGGAGAAGAAGGCAGCCAAGACACUGGGCAUUGUGGUUGGCUGCUUCGUUCUCUGCUGGCUGCCCUUCUUCCUGGUUAUGCCCAUCGGCUCCAUAUUCCCAUCGUACAGGCCACCUGACACCAUCUUUAAGAUCACCUUCUGGCUGGGCUACCUCAACAGCUGUAUCAACCCCAUUAUCUAUCCCUGCUUCAGCCAGGAGUUCAAGAGGGCAUUCCUCAACGUUCUGCAUGGACGCUGUCUCAGACAGGGGGGCAGGAGCUCCAAAUCUUUGGGGUUUGCUUCUUCCUAUGGUCCCAGUCCUGGUCCAUCGUCUCUUAUCAGAUCCAAGCCUCCCCCUUCCUCCUCCAGCUUCUCCACCAAGCCUCGCCAAGCCCCCUCCUCAGCCUCUCUCUCCUUGGGCUGCUGUAGGACCUUCUCUGGCUCCUCUUCCUCAGUGGGUGUGCCAGGCCAUACCCACAUUGCUCGGGUCCAGAGUAAAAGCCUGCUGAAGGCGUGGUGCUUUGCAGCGGGGGAAAGACCGCCACCAUUGGGUGCUCCUUGCCAAAGCCCUUCAGCCCUCGCUACAUGUCAAGCCAAAGUCCAUCGCCUCACCAUGGGAGUGAAAGGGGAGGCAGUGUGA